AUGGCGACCUCCCCCACCCAAAAGCCGCCUGUCGCUAUUGUCUGCGUAGGCAUGGCCGGUUCAGGCAAGACGACUUUCAUGCAAAGGAUCAACGCCCAUCUCCACACCAAGCACCAGUCCUCUCCCUCCAACACAGCACCACCCUACGUCCUAAAUCUCGACCCGGCAGUUCGCAGCGUACCCUUCGACAGCAACAUCGACAUCCGCGACAGCGUCAACUACAAGGAGGUCAUGAAACAGUACAACCUCGGCCCCAACGGCGGCAUCCUCACCAGCCUCAACCUCUUCAGCACCAAGAUCGAUCAAGUGCUUGGGAUACUUGAGAAGCGAUGUCUGCCCAAAGAGCAGCCCGCGGCCUCUUCUCAAGCUACAAUACCGCCCUACAUCCUCGUCGAUACACCCGGCCAAAUCGAAGUCUUUGUUUGGUCUGCUUCGGGCUCCAUCCUCCUCUCCUCUUUCGCCUCGACAUUCCCUACAGUCCUAGCCUACAUCAUCGACACUCCGCGCAGCACGGAGAACACCAGCACAUUCAUGUCCAAUAUGCUGUACGCCAUCUCAAUCCUCUACAAGACCAAACUGCCCAUGAUACUGGUUUUCAACAAAACAGAUGUCAAGGAUGAGAGCGAAGCAGUAGACUGGAUGCGGGACUUCGAGUCUUUCCAGGCGGCUUUGCGGAAGGACGAAGAGAACGAGAUGGCUGGUGGUGAAGGAAGCAGUGGCUACAUGGGGAGCUUGUUGAACAGCAUGAGCCUGGUGUUGGAAGAGUUCUACAACGCGCUGAGUGUGGUGGGCGUGAGCAGUAUGACUGGAGAAGGUGUGGAAGGCUUCUUUGAGGCUGUGGAGGAGAAGCGGGCAGAAUUCGAAAAGGAGUACAGACCGGAGUUGGAGAGGAGGGUGCAGGAGGCAGAGAAGCAAAAGGAGGAGUUACGGCAGAAGGAGGUACGGAGGAUGAUGCAGGAUAUGGAUGUCUCGUCGAAAGCGAAGGGGACGGGAAAGUAUGCGAAGGGCAAGGGCAUGGAAAAGGAGGAGCCGCUGACGGUCAGCGAUGCUGAAGAGGAGGAGGAUGAGUUGUCGGGACUUGUGGAUCCGGACGAUGAAGACGAAGAUGCGGAGGAGACUGGACGAGAGACUUUCGACGAUGGGCUCAAGGCGAGAUAUGAGCAGGCUCUUAAUGACAGCAGUGGUGGGGUGGGGAGCGCGGCCAACUACAUCCGCAGCAGCCAACGAUGA
Saxophila tyrrhenica is the source of this 1230-nucleotide messenger RNA. RefSeq lists its product as uncharacterized. The record is from RefSeq and is a predicted model, not a curated record. Gene Ontology annotation, molecular function: GTPase activity. The coding region runs from base 1 to 1230 and encodes 409 amino acids. The transcript has a single exon. NCBI's taxonomy places the organism in Eukaryota, Fungi, Ascomycota, Dothideomycetes, Mycosphaerellales, Extremaceae.